This is a messenger RNA of Paramecium sonneborni, 1023 nucleotides long. Lineage: Eukaryota; Ciliophora; Oligohymenophorea; Peniculida; Parameciidae. The record is from the annotation of a GenBank genome assembly.
AUGAAUACAUUUCAAGAAAACAAAUUAUUUGUUUAACAAAUUAAAUAGAAACAAGACGAAUUUAAAGUAUAGGCUUAUCAAUUAAUAAGAAAACAAUUCAAUUUCCAAUUAAGAAAGAACCUCUACUUUUACAGCAAAAUAAUUUUAAUUAAGUCACAUCACCAAAUUAAAGAAGAGAACAGACUCCUAAUUAAAGAAAGGGAAAGAUUGAAAGUAUACAUUAUUAUAUAAAUAUUUUAGAUGAUAAUUCAUGUUCACCAACUCUUUUUCGUACUCCUUAAAUAAGUUUACAUUAUGAAUAAAACAGAAAAUAACAUCAAUUGAGUAACAAUAGAAGUAGGAAUGAAAAUGUAUCAACAUACAAAGAAAGAAGAGAAUAAAACAAUGAUUCAGCAACUAAAGAUUAUUCAAGAGUUUUAGAAGAAGUAAUGAAAAAAUAUAGAUAAUUAAAAUCUGAAUUAUUAACCAAAGACAAAGAAGUUUAAAAAACUAGAUUUUAUAAAGAAGAAUGGUUGAAAGAAAAAGUAAAUAUUUUUAUUAUAUUACUAAAUAGAAGCGUAAUGAAUAAUUAUAAGAAAGAAACAAGAUCUUGAAAACUAAAAUGCUAAAAAUUAUUGAAAUGGUUUAAUAAGAUUAAUUGAAAUAGAAUGAUGAUUCUGAGGUAGUAUCAUUUUAUUAAAAUAUUAGUUAAUAGGGUAUAAUAGCUACUCUCUCAACAGAAAAUAAGUAUUUACGUUAAAUGUUACAUUUACAUGAUGUGACAGAAAUCUCAAGCAAAUUGGAAUAACUUGAAGGAGAGUAAGAUUAAGAAGUUGUUUAUAUUGAUAAUAUUUUGAAUGUUUUCCUUGGAGAUUUGAGAACCAUUUAAAAGAACAAAAGAGAGAAGAAAGAUAAUUAAUAAUUAGGUACAUUUAGUGCUAAUAUAUUAUAGGUUAAUUUAAUUCAUUAUCAUUAACAGUUUUAAAUAAAGAAUCAAGUUUUGUUGAUUUAUCAGAAGAUAAGCUUUUAAUGGAAUAAUCAUGA